Messenger RNA from Hippopotamus amphibius kiboko, 751 nucleotides. RefSeq names its product small proline-rich protein 2D-like. NCBI's taxonomy places the organism in Eukaryota, Metazoa, Chordata, Mammalia, Artiodactyla, Hippopotamidae. Gene Ontology annotation, cellular component: cornified envelope. Bases 30 to 440 code for a protein of 136 amino acids. The record is from RefSeq and is a predicted model, not a curated record. The transcript is spliced from 2 exons.
UGGUAUUUGGGUUGGGAAGCAAGUGCAUCAUGCCAGUCCUGGGGUGUUCCCCCUGCUUGGGGCUGCCUGGCCCUUAUAAAAGGAGUCUCCAUCACAGUGCAGGUAUCUUCGUGACACUCAGUCAUAGGCCUUCUUUGGAGCCUCUGCUUCCUCGAGACCCAGGAGAGAUGUCUCACCAUCAGCAUCAGUGCAAGCAGCCCUGCCAUCCACCUCCUGUGGUGAUACCUAAGUGCCCUGAGCCUUGCCCACCUAAGUGUCCUGAACCUUGCCCACCUCCAAAGUGCCCUGAGCCUUGCCCACCUCAUCCACAUCCACCUCAUCCACACCCACCUCAUCCACACCCACCUCAUCCGCACCCACCUCCACCGUGCCAGCAGAAGUGCCCUCCUGUGCCACCAUGCCCACCCUGCCAGGAGAAGCAUCCACCCAAGUGCAAGUAAGAGCACCAGAUUUCAUCAGGACCAUGAAACAACAAGAUCCAGGCUCUUCCUAGUCCCAGGACUCCACCGUCCUCCCUUCAGCCAUGGUGACAGACUGCAUCUUCCUUAACCUACCUGCUGGAUUGAAGCUGACAGAGAAAAGGCUUGGUUCCUGAAGUUCAUCCCAUGUUGUUGGAAGAAGAGCAGCAGGAUUACCCCCGACCUGACUUUGCCCUCUGCCUGUCUGUCAUCUGGGUUGUGAUCUGUACCCUGUGAGCACUUAGUGUGUGUAUUCUUUUACUUCUGCAAUAAAGCACGUUUCAUGGUCGAGG